Messenger RNA from Toxoplasma gondii ME49, 4144 nucleotides. RefSeq lists its product as hypothetical. Lineage: Eukaryota; Apicomplexa; Conoidasida; Eucoccidiorida; Sarcocystidae. Gene Ontology annotation, biological process: triglyceride biosynthetic process. Gene Ontology annotation, molecular function: long-chain-alcohol O-fatty-acyltransferase activity; diacylglycerol O-acyltransferase activity. Gene Ontology annotation, cellular component: plasma membrane. The record is from RefSeq and is a predicted model, not a curated record. The transcript has 5 exons. The coding region runs from base 1 to 3810 and encodes 1269 amino acids.
AUGACGGAGAAGGAGGCAAUCGCCGCCGCUCAGCCACAAGGGUCUGUUUACAUGACAACCAGAAGGGUAGCCGAAGAUGCAGCUGGAGGCGCGGACAGCCCGCGACAUGAAGAUGUGGUGAAACGGUUGUGGAGGGUCGGAGAAGGAAGAUGGUUUUCUUGGCCAUGGAGAAGCACUCUCGUAGGGUCAGGACUCAUGCAGGACAAGCACAGGACGAGAGAAAUCUCCGAAAAAACAGUAUCCCAGUACAAGGCAGCAAACAAACUUCCGUUCAGGCCUCCUCGCCGAACAGAGAUUUUUGAGGUCCUGAGUGGUCAAGAACUGAUGAUGUUUUCUCAGCCUCUGAUGAUCGUCAGCGGAGUUGGGUUCAGUGACCACCUCAGUCACGACGAUUUAAUUGAAGUUGUGGAAACUCAGUUGCUGGCAAAGAGGGAGCAAGCAAGCGUGGGAAAUACUGCUACUUAUUCGGAUUGUGCAAAUGAAUGGGAACCUCUUACUGUGUACAAGCACCCUCGGUUGCGAACUGUCAUCGGUAAACUCUUUGGGCGCUACUGCUGGAUUCGAGCGGAAGAUUUCAAUGUUCGAAAUCACGUACUGAAACUAAAUAGACAUGAAGCUCUCUCACUCCUUCGUCACCAUAGUGGGACUCUUCACGGUCUUCACCACGGUGUUGUUCAACACUAUAAACGGGAACAACUAAGAAUUACUGACGAGGAAGGUUUAGCUACUACGUUCAGUAGCAGCGACAGCUGCGGAAGGUACAAAGACGAAAUCCUUUGCGACGAGGGCGACAACUGCAAGUGCGUGGUUACAUCUGCAGAGGCGCAGGCUUUGGAAAACGUCCUCGCUACCCAGGCAUUACAGCCGUCUAUGCCUCUAUGGCAGUUCGUUCUGCUUGAACAUGUUGAACUUCCAGGGUUGGACGAAGGAGACCGCUUGGAAGGAAAAAACUCAUCUUCACACAAGGACGACGACGCUGGGUCUGAUGACGCUUCGUUCAAUUCACGGCGCGUAGGGUCGAUGGUUAUGUUUCGAAUUCACCACGCGGUCGCGGAUGGAAUAGCAAUUACAAAUAUGUUUCUCUCUGAUGUGCUUUCCGCUCCUUGUCCACGGGGAUCCGGACAUGUUUCGUCCUCAUGUGGGCGAUUAUCAGAGGCUCAUUCUGUGAAGUGUGAAGCAGAAUUCGAUGUGACUUCUCCGCCUUCUCGUAAAAUGAAUGGGAGAAGUCGCUCGUUCCCUCUCCAACUUCUCAAAGGCCUGUAUGAUGAACUUGACACUGUACUUCCUCUUUCACGCGCCCAAGAAUCCAUUAGUCAUGCGUUAGGAGCUUCUCCAAAUUCAAGGCAGUUGAAGAGUCCAAACGCAGGAGCUGCCCGUUGUCCUGUCGUCCGCACAACCAUCACAGACCAACGAUUGCCUACUAUGGGCCAAGAUGAAGGGCAAGAUAAACGGUUUUACUCGUCGUCUCACUCGGCAGGUGACAUGCUGGGUAGUCACCAGACUUUCCCGGGAAGCCACCCAAAAAUGAAUGUACCAAAAGAUGGCUCAUGCGGCACCACGGAUGUGAUCAGUGGUAGACAGUCAAAUAGUUCUGAGAGGACAGAAGACUGUCCUGUUGGCACAACGGUUCACCGGCAGAAACGGCCAUUCGCUCCAGACAGAAGGCCAGUCAAAUCUUUGGUACCUCCCCUAAGACGUCCUUCCUCGAUAUUUUUGAGAGCAUUCAUGCAGCUCAUUUCCUAUUUGCACGUGCCCUUUACUGUCGUUUCGCUGCUCAUGUUGACGGAAGAGAAGUCGUGGGACUACCCGGAAAAACCGCGACCCCCAAGGUCAGGCAGAGUGUGGGUGUUGCAGCCUAUCCGAUUUAAGCUCCAGGAGUUGAAGAACCUUAGAAGGGCUCUUGCAGCACUUCAGCUCAUAAAGGAGAAAAAGAGCUUGAACGCUUCCAAUGAGCAGCUGCAAAGCGACAGCGCAUCUAUUUUAUCCAAGAAGCGAAUUCAUCGAUGGAGUGAGCAUCUUCGAAAAGAGCCACUUCGAAACCUCCUCGCGUCCGUUGGUAGCUUUAUCGGCAGAGUAGCCCACCGCGACAGCGCACGCUUUGCCUGCCUAAAUUCGUCGUCGGUGAAGAACAAACAGUCGGGGGACACUCAAGAUAUCCCUGCAGAAGCGGCCGCUGUACACUCUGGCACAGCGACGCGGCUGAACCAGCAAAUUAACUCGAUACCUGGAGAAGAGCAAGCUGCAAAAAUGACACUCUCAAAACAAGAUUUGUUCACAAUCAAUGAGCUCCUUGCUACAUGCCUAGUAGGUGGUAUUUGCCGCUAUGUCCACAAUAAGGUCGCCGUCAAGAACAGUGAUGGUGAAAGGCUCGCAACACUUUCCAGGACAAUACACGAGGGCCGUUCGAAAGCUUCGGAGUACCAAAAAUACAAUCCCUCCGGCCAGCAAGACCAGGACAACACGGUUAAACAUCGAACCACUGCGGCACUGCCUCAAACCAUAGCAAGCCUCAACGGAACAGGCCAAAGUGCCACAGAUCGCCACUCGGGCUCUACAAAAGCCAGGGUGCUGCCGUAUAACAAAAGUGUAAGCGGUCUAAGUGGCUACAGCAGUAGUACUUGCAGUACUACGACCAGCAUAAAAAGCAGCAGCUCUUCUUGUGUCCACGAGAGUGGCAGUGUCGAUAGACUACGAAGUGGGACGGAACAGUUUCUCCACGGACGCAGCCCUUGCAGCGGCUUAUGCCACGCUUUCGGCAGAGGGACGUCCUGCAGAAAAGAAGUGGCUGCUGACCAGACGUGCAUGCGUGGGCUCGAGGAAACCAGUCCUUCUGCGGGCAGCGUCCGUAGUAGGAUGAAUGGGUACGACGGAUCCGAACUGCAAUCUAUAGACCAGACGCCAUCGGCCCUCUGGGCUUGCAGCAGCUCUGUCGAUCGCACUUCGGAGCGUAAGGUGGAGGCAGACAUGUGGUGCAGCAGACGUUUGCAAGCUCUUCGGACAGCUAGAGAGGAACAAUCGACCUUGGAUCUGCCUCCGUGUGAAGGCAGAAAACAGUGUGACGAAACCUUCUCUCCUUUGUUCCACGGAUAUCAAAAGGAAGAAAAGAACGAAACUGUGAAUCAAUCCACCAGUAUCGAAGAUACAGCAUCACCGGAGCACUCUCUGUCAUCUUCAGGCGUCGACAAACUGACCCUACCGGAGGAUCAAACUCCUGCGACUCGGGAAAAUCAAGAGCAGAUUUUACAGAUGGAACUCGAUAUGCUCGAACAUUUGAUGCCUCAGCUAAAUAUUGUGGUGCCUGUGAACCUUCGGACCACAGAGGAAGAGUCAUUCGAGCUGCGGAAUAAUUUUACUUCGGCAGUAGUCCAGGUCGCAGCGGCUCAUGCCUUUAAGGCUGGUUCAGCAUACGAACGGUUGCUGGGUGUUCGAAAAUCACUGCGAAAGAGCGUCAAGAGUCUAGGCGCACAUGUGUUUGCCCUCAUGGAGAAAAUUUCGUUCUGUACCACUCCUGACUUCCUCCUGUUCCUGCAGAUCUGGCUGACCAAAAAGAUGUCGGUACUCUUCAGCAAUGUUCCUGGACCCUCUGAGCUGCCCCAAAUACAUGGCCGGCAAGUGCAUGCCAUGCACUUUAUCGGCCCGCUGGCUGGCCGGAUCAGCUUGAUCGUAAGCGCGUUUUCAUACGGUGACUACCUGGAUUUGGUUAUCACAACCGAUACAGCAGUGCUUGAGUCUCCGCAACUUCUCCGGCAGUGCAUCCUGGAUGAGUACAUGGAGCUCAAGCAACUGUGUCCAUCGAUCCAACUAUCCUGAUGGCCUCAACAAAUGGAACAGCCUUUUCUGGACUCUCUGGCGUCGUUUGCUUCGUCUGAGAGGCAUGCAUUCUGGAGAACUCGAGAUGAGAAACUUCUCACAGUCUUUAGAAAGCCCCACUGAUGGGCACUUUCUUUGUCAGCGUCUCACCCCCGGUAAAGAGCCGCCAGCUCAAGAACGCACGCCGCCUCUGUAUUUCUGUACGAGAUGAGACGAUUCGACGUCGUUGUACGUGCAGUAGUACUGCAACUGUUUUUUCACGUUGAGAUUUCUGCUAGCGACAGAAAGCAGUCGGGGCUCCUUCACGGAAAAUCAUGGGAAACUUUGUUCUUUC